This is a messenger RNA of Spinacia oleracea (spinach), 1541 nucleotides long. RefSeq names its product transcription factor MYB11. The record is from RefSeq and is a predicted model, not a curated record. The transcript has 3 exons. The coding region runs from base 244 to 1395 and encodes 383 amino acids. NCBI's taxonomy places the organism in Eukaryota, Viridiplantae, Streptophyta, Magnoliopsida, Caryophyllales, Amaranthaceae.
AUAGUAAGUAGUACUAUAGUACAUACACUCCCCCCAUGCAAUUUACCACUACACACUUAUAACACUCAACAAAAAAAAUCUUUCCCUCUAACAAACUUUCCUUUCUCAUCAAAUCCAAAUCUCGAUCUCAUUUUCUCACUUUCUUCUUUUGUCACAUUACCACUUUCGACUACUCGUAACUGACUUCGAAAACAAGUUAAGCUCAGCUCAAAUCAGAUCGAGACCGAACACGAAAGAAGAACGAUGGGGAGAGCGCCGUGUUGCGAGAAGGUGGGGAUGAAGCGAGGGAGGUGGACCGAAGAAGAAGAUGAUAAGUUGAUGAAGUACAUUCAAGAAAAUGGGGAAGGAUCUUGGAGGGCAAUGCCCAAGAAUGCAGGGUUAUUAAGGUGUGGAAAGAGUUGCAGAUUAAGGUGGAUUAAUUACUUAAGAUCUGAUUUAAAGAGAGGAAAUAUCACACCGGAAGAAGAAGAGACCAUUAUUAAACUCCGUUCGACAAUGGGUAAUAGGUGGUCCAUGAUUGCUGGGCAACUACCAGGAAGAACCGACAAUGAGAUUAAAAACUAUUGGAACUCUCAUUUGAGCAGGAAAAUCCACACUUUUCGGAGGCCUAAUUGCGACCCUAGUAGUGGUGGCAAAAUCGUAAUUAACAUGAGCAACGCCGCCGCGCCACCUAAGCGCCGCGGCGGCCGAACUAGCCGAGCCGCUAUGCAAAGGAAUAGAAACAACAAAUCCCUCAACACCACCACCGCCACCGCCGCCACCACCACCAACAACAAGAUUACCAAUAUUAACAACAAUGUUUUAGUAACAAUGGGUCCCACCCAUGAGAUUAGUAAUAUUAAUAAUAAUGAUAGUAAUAAAGAAGAGAUGGGAAAUGAGAAUUUAAUGUUUAGUGAUGUCCAAGAAUCAGAGUUGUUGGGUAUUGAAGACAUAAUGGGCCUUGAUGGGCUUUUAGCAACCACAAAUGAGGACAGUGGACUUGAAAGUGAUGGUGGUGUGGGCCCCAGUGAGAGUAAUGGGCCUAUGGGAAUGAGCCCAUUUGCAGCAGCAGAUCAUCAAGAUCAUCAAGAUCAUCAUCAUAAUCAGAAUAAUAUUAAUGUGAGCUCAUCUACAGGAUCUAACGGUGGAGGAUCAGGAUCAACGGCUUCAUCAUCAUCAAACUUUGAUCAUCAAGAUCAUGGAGGGUUUGAUUGGGAUUGGGAAAUAGGGACCGUUGAUUAUGUGGGACCAGAGUUUAAGCUGUGGGAUGAGAAGGAGCAGUUCAUUUCUUGGUUAUGUGAAAAUGAUGAUCAUAUAAUACAACAAGCUGAUCAUCAACCUGUUUUUUCUGAUCUUAAUUCUGCUGAUUUAGAUGCUGAGAAAGAACAAGCUAUGUUUGCUUGGCUUCUUUCUUAAAUAUAUAAAAUAAUAAAUAAAAAAAAAAAGAAAAAAAAAGUUGUGACUUUUUGUAAGUUGUGUGUAUGUCUCUUUAUUUGGUGUUUUUGAUGUUGACUUUGGUUUCGUAUCUCAAUAUUGUCCCUCUUUUUUGGUUGGUGUAGUUA